GGAGAGCUCGCCACGCCCAAAUGCUGCCGACCGCCGGCUGCCGCGCGCCGCCGUGCCCGCGGCCGCUCGCCGCGGGGAGAGCCGGCGGAGGGCAUGGCCUUGGACGCGCUCGCGGAGUCAAGAGGAGGGCGGCGGCGCGGCGGGUGGUGCGGUGCGGGCUGCUCCCCGUGGACCCGUGGGCGCCGACCAUGGACUCCCAGAGCGUGGCGUCGCAGCUGUUCGCCGUCUCGCUCUUCCCCUACCUCGGGUUCCUCUACUACAUGACCAGGUCCAAGACGGCGCCCGGCCUCACGCUCUUCGGCUUCUACUUCCUCCUCGCCUUCGUCGGCGCCACCAUACCUGCUGGGAUAUAUGCGAAAGUUCAUUAUGGAACCUCAUUGUCUAAUGUCGACUGGCUGCAUGGGAGUGCAGAAUCACUACUUACUCUUACCAAUUUAUUCAUUGUACUGGGGUUAAGGGGAGCCUUGAGGAAAUUGGAGGACACAAAAGAGAGUUCAUCUGAAGAUUCUGAGGACAUUAAAGAAAAAGGUUCCAUCUAGUUUGUUUUAUUGUUUUAUCAGCACCGGUUUAGAAUGUAUGUUAGUCGUCUGUAAGGGUGUGUAUAACUAUUUCUUUUCCGAAAACAAAGGUGUGUAUAACUAUAAGAAAUUAAGAACCCUCGCAGAUUUCCA
Molecule: messenger RNA, 671 nt
Organism: Oryza brachyantha (malo sina)
Lineage: Eukaryota; Viridiplantae; Streptophyta; Magnoliopsida; Poales; Poaceae
Exons: 3
Coding region: 21-539 (172 amino acids)
Source: RefSeq, a predicted model, not a curated record